AUGGUUUCUACCAUCUUACUUUCUAUAGCUGUGGUCGUAAGUGCUUUUGUAUUUUCCCAAUAUCGAAGUCUACAGCGACGAAUCGAGGAAGCCAAAAAAUCGGGGUUUAAAUAUGCAAUUUCUCUAGUAUACUUCCAAUCGAUACCAUGGAUCAUCCUCCAGAAUAUCUUUAUACCGUUCCUUUCCAGACUUCCCAGCAAAUGGACUCAGUCAUGGCUUCCGCUUUCAAAAUGGGGCGAGACCUGGCAUGAAGGCUAUGAGCCCUUCAAGAGAAUGAAUGAUGAUUCGAUAAUGAUAGUUUCCGCAGGGGGCAAUAUACUCUGGACAUGCGAUCCCGAAGUUAUCAUGCAGGUGUCUACCCGACGCAACGACUUUGUUAAGCCAACUGAAAUGCUUGACAUGCUCAAUAUUUAUGGGCCUACCAUCACCGCUGCUGAGGGGGAAGAGCACCGCAUUUUCAAAAAAGUGGCUUCGCCAUCGUUCAAUGACAAAAACUUUCAGGCGGUUUGGACAGGUGCUAUUGAGCAAACUGAGAUGAUGACGCAAAAGUGGCUCGAUAAUGGCUCUGUUUCUGACCUCAACAGCGAUGCUGCAAAGCUCGCUUUGCAUGUCAUCAGCAAGGUGUUCUUUGGAAAGACCAUCACGUGGACGGAGAAUGAUACGAAACCCAGUCCAGGGCACACUUUGACUUAUGAACGUGCAAUAAGUACCGUUUUCGAGUACAACAGUACUAUAUUUCUAACCCCUCGACCAAUUCUUAACUAUUUCCCUUUGAAAAUCCACAAAACCGCAAAGUAAGCGUUCGUAGAAUGGGGAAAAUACAUGGAAGAUAUGCGAGACAGCACCGCCAAACAUCUCCAAACUCACGAUGUGAAAGGAGAAGGGACUCUCCUCGAACACUUUGUGAAAGCCGGUACGCCCGGACUCAGCAGUGCUGACUUGUCGAUCCCCGAGGCUGCGAUCCUCGGCAACAUUUUCAUCUUCAUUCUCGCAGGCCACGAAACGAGCACAAAUAUCUUCACAUACGCUGUGAUUCUUUUAGCAUGUAGGCCUGAUUUUCAAUCAUCUCUACAAGCCGAAAUCAGUACUAUUAUCGGUGGCCGUCAACCAAGUCAGUGGUCCUAUAAAGCGGACUUCUCUAAACUCAUCAACGGCCACGUCGGUGCGCUAAUGAAAGAAACACUUCGACUCUACACCGUCCUUCCCUUUCU
Molecule: messenger RNA, 1211 nt
Organism: Botrytis deweyae
Lineage: Eukaryota; Fungi; Ascomycota; Leotiomycetes; Helotiales; Sclerotiniaceae
Exons: 3
Coding region: 1-798 (265 amino acids)
Molecular function (GO): oxidoreductase activity, acting on paired donors, with incorporation or reduction of molecular oxygen; heme binding; monooxygenase activity
Source: RefSeq, a predicted model, not a curated record